Messenger RNA from Jatropha curcas, 1494 nucleotides. RefSeq names its product AAA-ATPase At3g50940. Lineage: Eukaryota; Viridiplantae; Streptophyta; Magnoliopsida; Malpighiales; Euphorbiaceae. Gene Ontology annotation, molecular function: ATP binding; ATP hydrolysis activity. The record is from RefSeq and is a predicted model, not a curated record.
AAAAAAAAAAAAAAAAAAAAAAAAAAAAAAAAAAAAAAAAAAAAAUGAUUUCCUAUCUAAAAACCCAAACCUCAGCAAAACUUCUCACCACAGUAGCCUCUGUUGCUGCUUCUGCAAUUCUUAUCCCAAAAUUUCUCUCCAUCCUUAAGUGUUCACCCCAUUUCUCUUCUCAACAAAGCAGUAUUGUUAUAGAGGAUGAUCAAGAGUAUGGCGCGCUUAACGAAGAAUUCCGCGCUGUUGAAAUCUAUUUAGGCACUAAAUUGUCCUCUUCCUUUAAAAGAUUAAGAGUCAUAAGGGAUAGGGAUAUGAAGAAACCAGUAUUUGCUUUGAACAUAAAUGAAGAAGUAACUGAUGUUUUUGAAAAUGUUCAAGUUAAGUGGAGAUUAGUUUUCAGACAUGUUGAAGCAUCUCAGUAUAGGAGAGAGUACUACAUAAGAUACUAUGAGUUAACUUUUGAAAAGAAAAAUGAAGAUAAAGUAUUGAAUUGUUAUUUGCCAUACAUUUACAAGCUAUCAAAAACUAUUAUAGAUGAAUGCAAGGAAAUAAGACUCUAUCAAGUAGAAUAUGAUUGUGGAGGUGUCUCUGAAUAUCCUUUUGAGUUCGAUCACCCCAUAACGUUCGAGACUCUUGCAAUCGAUUCGGAGAUUAAAGCAAUGGUGGCUAAUGAUUUGAAUAGGUUUAUUAAUGGUGAGGAAUGUUAUAGGAGUAAUGGAAAAGGAUGGAGACGUAGUUAUUUGUUAUAUGGUCCUCCUGGCACUGGCAAGUCGAGCUUGAUUGCAGCAAUGGCUAAUCAAUUGAAUUAUGAUAUAUACGACUUUGAUUUAUCAAAAUUGUUUGAACACAAUCCUGAAUUUUUGAGGUCACUAAUUUGUGAUAGCUCUAGUAAAUCUUUACUUGUGGUUGAAGAUAUUGAUUGUAGUAUCCAACAACAGAACCAAGAAUCGGAAGAUAAAUCAGCAAACAACGGUAAAACACUUGUGAAACUGAUGGAGCUCAUCGAUGAGGCUUGGUCAAACUGUGGUGGAGGGCAAGUUCUGGUGUUGACAACGAGUAACAAAGAGAUCAUUUCUGAAUUGUUGAAGCCAAGUAGUCUAAUUGAUAUGCAGAUUAACAUGUCAUAUUGCACAAUUACUGCAUUCAAUCAAUUAGUUUUUAACCAUUUCGGAAUUCGCCAUCACAUGAUCUACAAAGAGAUUGAAGAGCUCCUACAAAAGGUUGAAGUCAGCAUUGCAGAAGUAGCAGUAGAGCUCAUGAAGAGUCUUGAUGCUGAAGUUUCUCUCCAAGGCUUGGUCAAGUUUCUUCACUACAAGCUAGCUGAACAGGACAAGUACUAGUUUUUAGAGCAGGAUUUCAUUUUUCUUUUUUUAACUUUAUCCACAAAGUGUAACUUUUUUUUUUCCCCUAUAUUUUUAUAUUUGCAUAUAACAUGAAGUAAUGUUGAUAUUGUAUUUAUUUUUAACUAUAAUUCUUAAUAUAAAUUAUGUUUUUAUUUUC